This is a messenger RNA of Camellia sinensis, 2136 nucleotides long. It is a transcript of the gene OVA6, whose product is annotated as Class II aaRS and biotin synthetases superfamily protein. Gene Ontology annotation, molecular function: proline-tRNA ligase activity; ATP binding. Gene Ontology annotation, cellular component: mitochondrion; aminoacyl-tRNA synthetase multienzyme complex; cytoplasm. Gene Ontology annotation, biological process: prolyl-tRNA aminoacylation. NCBI's taxonomy places the organism in Eukaryota, Viridiplantae, Streptophyta, Magnoliopsida, Ericales, Theaceae. The record is from RefSeq and is a predicted model, not a curated record.
AUCCUCAUCUCUCUCUCUCUCUCUCUCUCUCUCUCUAGUAGUAGGAAUGGGGGCUCUGAGACUACCUUCUCUCUCCUCCAUAUUCACCUCCUCCUCUUCCACCACCAGAUGCCUCCGCUCGCCGUCGAUUUUCCGGCGCCAUCACCGCCUCCGCCUCAGCCUCCCUCCGCUUCCGCUCACAGCCGCCAAUUUCUCCGCCCAGAGCACUGCCGAGAAAGAGGUUUCUCCGGUAACCAGCGAAGGCGCGAGCCAGAAGUCCAGAGUUCAAGACCGAGCCAUAACGCCUCGGUCUCAGGACUUCAAUGCUUGGUACCUCGACAUCAUUGCCAAUGCUGAGCUCGCCGAUUACGGCCCUGUUCGUGGUACUAUGGUCAUUCGACCCUACGGUUACGCCAUUUGGGAAGCGAUUCAGGAUUAUUUGAAUGUUAAGUUCAAGGAGACUGGUCACAGUAAUAUGUAUUUUCCACAGUUUAUACCAUACUCAUUCAUAGAGAAAGAAGCUAGCCAUGUUGAGGGUUUCAGUCCAGAAUUGGCUGUUGUGACUAUUGGAGGAGGAAAGGAACUUGAAGAAAAACUUGUGGUUAGACCUACUAGUGAAACCAUUGUGAAUCACAUGUUUACUCAGUGGAUUCAUAGUUACCGUGAUCUUCCUCUUAUGGUCAACCAGUGGGCAAAUGUCACAAGAUGGGAGAUGCGCACCAAACCCUUUGUGAGAACUCUUGAAUUUCUUUGGCAGGAGGGCCACACUGCCCAUGCCACUCUAGAAGAAGCAGAGGAGGAGGCAUUACAGAUGAUUGAUGUCUAUACAAAAUUUGCUUAUGAGCAAACUGCAAUACCUGUUAUUGCAGGUCGAAAAUCAAAAGUGGAGACUUUUGCUGGUGCUUCCAAGACUUAUACAAUUGAGGCUAUGAUGGGUGAUCAGAAGGCUCUUCAGGCUGGGACCAGCCACAACCUUGGCCAGAACUUUUCUCGUGCUUUUGGAACGCAGUUCACUGAUGAAACUGGACAAAGGCAACAUGUAUGGCAGACAUCAUGGGCUAUCAGCACCCGUUUUAUUGGUGGUAUUAUCAUGACCCAUGGAGAUGAUGCUGGUUUAAUGCUUCCUCCAAAGAUUGCACCAAUACAGGUAGUAAUUGUACCAAUUUGGAAGAAGGAUGAUGAAAGAAUAGGAGUUCUAAAUGCUGCAUUAUCUGUGAACAAGAUUCUGAAUACUGCAGGGAUCAAAGUAAAAAUUGAUGACACAGAUCAGAGAACCCCAGGAUGGAAAUUCAAUUUCUGGGAGAUGAAGGGAGUCCCUCUCAGGAUUGAAAUUGGUCCCCGUGAUGUUUUAAGUGAGAGUGUGGUCAUAUCUAGGAGAGAUGUUCCUGGAAAACAAGGAAAAGUUUUUGGGAUAUCCAUGGAAGCUUCAAUUCUGGUAGCUUAUGUGAAAGAUAAGUUGGAUGAGAUCCAUUCUUCGCUUCUGGGGAAGGCAAUUUCAUUUCGGGAUAGUAACAUUGUGGAUGUGAACUCAUAUAAUGAGUUGAAAGAUGCAAUUAGUCAGGGGAAAUGGGCAAGGGGUCCCUGGUCUGCUAGUGACAAAGAUGAGUUGAGGGUGAAAGAAGAAACAGGGGCAACGAUCCGGUGUUUCCCUUUUGAACAGCCCGAAGGCAGAAGUAAGACAUGCUUGAUGACGGGCAAUCCAGCAGAGGAAGUUGCAAUUUUCGCCAAGUCAUACUGAAUCUCCAGGCAUGCACUAAUAUCCAUUUUCCGGCAACUAUGUUCUCUAAUCAAUUGUUGGUGUUCUUCCUCAUAAUAUGUAGUAUAGAUUGCACUAGGCUGUGUAUUUUAUGAAUUGUUUUGAAGUUUCAAAGCUGAUAGUUCAUUAUAAGUCGUGAUUUCUAUAAAAAAUGUACAUUUAUGAAGACAAUUUUGGGAAAAUGGAGUUUUUCAGGAAGAGUGAGGCAUUGGUAUAAGGUGUUGCGGAAUGAUUUUUGAAGUAAAUUUAAGAUCCUGAGAGCAGGAGGGUUGUCCUGGUGGUCGGGGCGUUAUUGAAAGAAAUGAUCGUCUGUGUGCUCUCUUUUGAGCUGGUUUCAAUAUAUACCUACAUGGAUGUUGAACUAUUUUCAAAUAUUCAUAGUUAUUUGGGGAUCUUCAAAA